GGGCCCGUCCCGCCUCGGCUGCUCCGGCCCGGCCCCUCUCCACCCCGCCCCGGCACGGCACGGCACGGCACAACACGGCACGGGACGGGACGGCAAGGCAGCGCCCAGGUGAACGUCCCUCCGCCUGGUACGGCUCGGAACGGCAUCGGAAGACCCCGGGGAGCCGCGGGUGGGGGUAUCCAAACCCGAUGGGAAGACCGGCUGGGGACAGACACCGGCCCUGCUGUGACGGUGACCCAUCCUCCACGUGCUCCCACCCUGCUCAGUGCUGAGCACCAACCAUAAUCCCAUACCAGCAGCACUGUGCAGCAUGGACCUGUUGUGCUGCGGGUGCCUCUUGCUGUUGUUCACCUUAACCCCACUGGGCGCCGGCACCUGGCAGUGUCCUCGCAUCCCAUACAGCUCCACCAGGAACUUCUCCGUCCCCUAUGUGCUUCCCAGCCUCGAUGCUCACAGCCCCGUGCAGAAUGUCGCUGUCUUCACUGACUCCGCUCUCCCGGCUGCCAUCUUUGUGGCCGUUCGCAACCGCAUCCUGGUGGCCAGCCCUGAGCUGCACCUCCACUCUGUCCUUAUCACUGGCCCAGUGGGCAGCACCGAGUGCGAGAUCUGCCACCUGUGUCCUGUCACUACCGACAGCCCUGAGGACAUGGACAAUGUCCUGCUGCUGCUGGACCCUCUGGAGCCGUGGCUGUACAGCUGUGGCACAGCACGGCAUGGGCUGUGCUACCAGCACCAGCUGGAGGUGUGGGAUGGCAAGGUGACCAUCACGACCACACGUUGCCUAUACACAGCCACAGGCAAUCGCCCCACAUCCUGCCCUGACUGUGUGGCCAGCCCCCUGGGGACCAGUGCCACCGUGGUGGCCACCUCCUACGCCUCUUACUUCUACCUUGGUUCCACCAUCAACAGCAGCGUGGCAGCGCAGUACAGCCCGCAGUCUGUGUCCGUCCGCAGGCUGAAGGGCACCCUGGAUGGGUUUUCGGAUGACUUCCAGUGGUUAACAGUGCUGCCUCAAUACCGGGACAACUACACCAUCCACUAUAUCCACUCCUUCGCUGAUGGGGACUAUGUCUACUUCCUGACAGUGCAGCUGGAGCGGCCAGGUUCAGCAGUGUACCACACACGCUUGGCACGGCUCAGCGCCCAUGAGCGCAACCUCCGCCACUACCGUGAGCUCGUCCUUGACUGCCGCUUCGAGUCCAAGCGGCGGCGGCGGCGGCAUGGUGGCGGUGAGGGGGAUGCUGAGCGUGACAUCGCCUACAACCUGCUGCAGGCUGCCCAUGCUGCCCGCCCCGGUGCCCACCUGGCCCGUGACCUUGGCAUCAAUGACACCGACACAGUGCUCUUCGGCGCCUUCGUCGAGAGCUGGCCAGAGAGCCGGGUGCCGCGGGAGAACUCGGCUGUCUGCGCCUUCCCCCUCCGCCUCCUCAACCAGGCCAUGGAGGAGGGCAUGGAGAAGUGCUGUGGUACUGGGCACCAAGCACUGCUGCGAGGACUCAGCUUCUUCCAGCCGGUGGAAUACUGCCCCCACAAUGUGAACCUCUCAGCACCAGUGGCUGACACCAGCUGCUGGAACCAGCCCACCCUCGUCCCCGCCACCUCCCAUAAGGUGGACCUGUUCAACGGGCACCUGACUGGUGUCCUCCUCACCUCCAUCUUCAUCACCGCCCUGGGGAAUGUCACUGUGGCACACCUGGGCACAGCAGAGGGACGCAUCUUCCAGAUGGUGCUCCAACGCUCCAGUUCCUACCUCCUCACCUUGGCCAACUUCUCGCUGGGGGAGCCGGGGCCAGUGCAGGGUGCCAUGGGUCUGCAGAGCCACUCGCUCUACUUCACUGCUGGCACCAAGGUGUGGCAGCUCAAUGUCACCGGCCCUGGCUGCCGCCACUUCUCCACAUGCCAGCGCUGCCUGCGGGCUGAGCGCUUCAUGGGCUGUGGGUGGUGCAGGGAUGGCUGCAGACGCCAGCAUGAGUGCCAUGGCCCCUGGGUCCAGGACAGCUGCCCACCUCUCCUCACUGAUUUCCACCCCCGGAGUGCCCCGUUGCGGGGCCAGACGCGGGUGACACUCUGCGGUAUGACCUUCCGAUCCCAUUUGGAACCUGACCCCCAGCGCAUCCCUUCUGGCACCUACCGGGUGGCAGUGGGACAGCGAGGAUGCUUUGUGCUGCUGGAGGAGAGCAGGAGCCACAGACCCCUGCCCACCUCUCGCCACAAGGAAUUCGUGGAUGUGCUGGUGUGUGAACUGGAGCUGGGCAGCCUGACAGUGAUGAGGGGCCCAGCUGAAGUGGUGCUCACUGUGGAGGAACCCAAUCGAUCCUCUGGUUUCCAUGUCAAUGGCUCAUCCAGCCUUGGUGGCUUCUUCUUUGUGGAGCCCCGCAUCAGUGCCCUGCACCCUCCGUUUGGCCCACAGGGAGGUGGCACCCAGCUCUCACUCCAUGGCAUGCACCUCUCUUCAGGCAGCAGCUGGCAGGUGAUGGUCAAUGGCUCUGAGUGUCCCCUGUCCAGGCAGCCCAGCCAGGGUGAUGGGGUGAUUUGGUGCACGGUUCCUGCUGCUGGUGGCCUGGGCACAGUCCAGGUGUCCCUGCGGAUUGACCAGGAGGAGUUCCUGGCCCCCUUGUCCUUCCAGUACCGCCCCGACCCCUCCAUAUCUGCCAUCCUUCCCAGCUGCAGCUAUGAGGGCUCAGUGCUCACCAUUAUUGGCACCCACCUGAACUCGGUGUAUCGCACCAAGAUCUACUUUGAAGCCAACGGUGUGAAGACUGAAGCCACAGAGUGCCAGGACCCACAGACACCUGAGCAGCUGCUGUGCCCCAGCCCAGCCUUCCCCUUUGAGAGCAAGGUGGAGACAGCACUAGGGAACCUCAGCGUGCUCCUGGAUGGUGCUGCUGGCCACCGGCACUUCCGCCUCCGCUACUACCCCAAGCCUGAGGUCUUUCCCUUGGAGCAGGAGGGUAGGCGCCUGCACCUCAAGCCUGGUGACGACGAGAUCGAGGUGCACCAAUUGGGGCUGGAUGCCGUGGCCACCUGCAUGAACAUCACCAUGACCGUGGGGGGCAGGGACUGCCACCCUAAUGUGCUGAAGAAUGAGGUGACGUGCCGCCUGCCCCGCGAGCUGCGCCUGCCCCCAGCUGGGGCCCCCGUGGAGAUCUGCGUGAAUGGUGCCUGUGAGGCACUGGGCUGGGUGCUGCCUGCUGCCUCCUCGCUGGGCAUGGCUGCCAGCCUGGCCCUGGGCACUGGUAUCACCUUCCUGGUCUGCUGUGUCCUGGCUGCUGUGCUGCUCCACUGGCGCUGGAGGAAGACAGCAGGGACAGAGAACCUGGAGCUGCUUGUGCAUCCCGGCCGUGGGGACAUCCCCACCACCACCCAGCGCCCCGGUGUUGACUACAGGGAGGUGCUGGUGCUGCCCACAGCAGGCAGUCCCGGCCCCAUGGUUCCCCGGGCACGAUUCACCAGUGCUGGUGCCAGUGCUGCUGGAAGCGUGGCGGGCGACGGGUCCCCCAUACCCUUGCUCAGGGCUACAUCCUGCUGCCUGGAGGACCUGCGUCCUGAGCUGCUGGAGGAGGUGAAGGACAUCCUCAUCCCUGAGGAGCGGCUUGUCACCCACCGCCACCAGGUCAUUGGCAAAGGGCACUUUGGCAGUGUCUACCAUGGCACCUACACAGACCCAGUGCUGGGCGAUCUCCACUGUGCUGUGAAGUCCCUGCACCGCAUUACGGACCUGGAAGAGGUGGAAGAGUUCCUGCGUGAGGGGAUCCUCAUGAAGAGCUUCCACCACCCUCAGGUGCUCUCACUGCUGGGCAUAUGCUUGCCCCGCCAUGGGCUGCCCCUUGUUGUCCUGCCCUACAUGCGUCAUGGGGACCUGCGCCACUUCAUCCGCGCCCAGGAGCGGAGCCCCACUGUGAAGGACCUCGUUGGUUUCGGGCUGCAGGUGGCCCUGGGCAUGGAGUACCUGGCCCAGAAGAAGUUUGUGCAUCGUGACCUGGCAGCCAGAAACUGCAUGCUGGACGAGACGCUGACGGUGAAGGUGGCUGACUUUGGACUGGCACGGGAUGUGUUUGGCAAGGAGUACUACAGCAUCCGACAGCACCGCCACGCCAAGCUGCCCGUCAAGUGGAUGGCACUGGAGAGCCUCCAGACCCAAAAAUUCACCACCAAGUCAGACGUGUGGUCCUUCGGGGUGCUCAUGUGGGAGCUGCUGACCCGGGGGGCAUCGCCCUACCCCGGUGUGGACCCCUAUGACAUGACCAGCUACUUGCUGAGGGGGAGGCGGCUGCCACAGCCCUGCCACUGCCCUGACACCCUGUAUGGGGUGAUGCUGAGCUGCUGGGCACCAGCACCUGAGGAGAGGCCAUCCUUCACUGGGCUGGUGGGUGAGCUGGAGCGUGUCCUGGCCACGUUGGAGGGCAAGCACUACGUCAACCUUGCUGUCACCUAUGUCAACCUGGAGUGUGGUCCCCUCUUCCCCCCUGCUCCUUCAGAGCAUCUGCCCGAGGGUGAGGAUGAGAACAGGGACAAUGCAAAGGAGGAGGAAGAAGAGGAGGAAGAUAUGGAUGGGUGCUGAUGAGGUGCCCUGCACCAUGGGGGCUUCCAGACCCCUGACACAUUCCUAGGAGGGAUGCAUUGUGCUCUGGGGCACUGUCCCUAUGGGGCAGAUGCUGGUAGGAGGCUGGGUGCUGUGGGGUGCUCUCCCACAGCUCAGACCCAGACCCCUCGGGCUUCUCCCCUGGCCUUGCCCCAUGCCAGGGGGGUGCGGUGGGGCUCAGUCCUGAAUAGAUGCUGGGGGGUUCAGCUCCACACUGGUGAGGCUGUGUUGUGGGGGUCUGGGGCUCAGCCCCACAUCAGCAAGGCUAUGCCAUGAGGUCUGGGGCUCAAACCCUAUGGGUGUUGUGGGGUGCCCUGGACU
Messenger RNA from Calypte anna (Anna's hummingbird), 4903 nucleotides. RefSeq names its product macrophage stimulating 1 receptor (gene MST1R). Gene Ontology annotation, biological process: protein phosphorylation; nervous system development; cell surface receptor protein tyrosine kinase signaling pathway. The record is from RefSeq and is a predicted model, not a curated record. Gene Ontology annotation, cellular component: membrane; signaling receptor complex. The transcript is spliced from 21 exons. NCBI's taxonomy places the organism in Eukaryota, Metazoa, Chordata, Aves, Apodiformes, Trochilidae. The coding region runs from base 311 to 4561 and encodes 1416 amino acids. Gene Ontology annotation, molecular function: ATP binding; protein binding; transmembrane receptor protein tyrosine kinase activity.